AUGGCAGAGAACUCCCAACCCACUCAGGAUGCCCGUAUCAGCGAUAUGCGUCGUGAAGUGGAUGCAGUAAAAAAUGUAAUGGCGGCUAAUGUUGCGUCAAUUAUGGAGAGAGGAGAAAGACUGGAUAGCAUUGAAAGGCGCACGGAUGAGCUCCAAGCUUCGGUUCGUUUUCGCCUGUUUUUCAUCGUUUAUGCGCCGCUUGAAAGUUGGACUUGUGGCCUGGGCUUAUUUUGA
Molecule: messenger RNA, 234 nt
Organism: Strongylus vulgaris
Lineage: Eukaryota; Metazoa; Nematoda; Chromadorea; Rhabditida; Strongylidae
Source: the annotation of a GenBank genome assembly